This is a messenger RNA of Linum trigynum, 1911 nucleotides long. The record is from the annotation of a GenBank genome assembly. Lineage: Eukaryota; Viridiplantae; Streptophyta; Magnoliopsida; Malpighiales; Linaceae.
CCUACAAUUUCAAAGGUUGCAGUUAUUCAUUCAGAUCUCCAUUUCCGACCCACCAACAAGCAAAACGGAAAGGAAAGGAUUCUCUGCUCUCUUUCUUUUCCCCCCUUUUAGUUUCUCUCCGCCUUUUCCCACUUUCCUUGUUCGCCUCCCACUUCUGCAAUCUUCUUCCUUUUCCACAUUACUUAUUUAUUUUAUCCUGACCUGACCAUCACAUUGAAUUCCUACACCUCUCUCUCUCUCUUCCUCUUCUUUUAGCUUCUCUUUAUUAUUAUACAACAAUCUGAAAAGAUGGGUUUGCUUACAUUCCCCAGUAAGUAAGGAAAGCAUAUCGAUUCUAUGGUAAUGGCGCACAGCAUAGAUUGGACGCCUAAUACUCCCCAAUAAUAACCAGUAACAACACACCACCCAUGGCCACUGCCGGCGUCACUGAUUCCUGUUUAUCUUAACCCUGCCAAGACAAACAAACAACAAAAGGAUGUGGAGGAGAUUGUUAUGGCGGCCGCCGUCUUGCUCCGCCGCGGUUGGAAUAGGCGGUGGAGGAGUGGUAUUGAGAUUGCAUCCACUUGUUUCUCCCCCGACCUCCUUAUCGUCAAUUCCUUCUUCUGUCGUAUCCGGAGGAAGGCGGAGACAAGCCGAAACCGUCUUUUCAUUAUCCUCCUUCUAUUCCUCUUAUUCCUCGUCCUCCGACUCUACCCACGGCGGCAAGGCGACACCGCCACCGCCCGCUGGAGAGGGAGGGGAUAAUGGUAAUUACAGCAAUAACAAAAAGGGCGAUGAGACACUGAGCUGCACGGAGGCGAAGAGGCUGAUGAGAUUGGUAAACGUGGAAGCCCUGAAAAGCAAGCUGGGUGUGGAACGGAAGGAAGUCAUCCCUUACGACGACCUCCUCGCCGCUUGCCGAUCCAUAGGAGUCGCUCGAUCUCAAGAUGAGGCCGUCGCUUUUGCUCGCAUCCUUGACGACGCCGGCGUCGUCCUUUUGUUCCGGGACAAGGUUUAUCUUCACCCCGAUAAGGUGGUAGAUCUGAUACGAAGAGCAGUUCCACUGGCCCUAACACCUGAGAACGACCCGAUGAGGGAUGAGCUGAAGAUUCUGCAGGAAAAGAAGGAAGAAAUUGACGUACUAGCACAUACACAGGUGCGGCGCAUUCUAUGGGGAGGCCUGGGGCUAGCUGUUGUUCAGGUAGGCCUCUUCUUCCGACUCACUUUCUGGGAAUUCUCGUGGGAUGUGAUGGAACCCAUUGCAUUCUUCACAACCACAACUGGGAUCGUGAUAGGCUACGCAUACUUCCUCUUCACUGCAAGAGACCCAACUUACCAGGACCUCAUGAAGAGGCUGUUCCUGUCGAGGCAGCGGAAGCUGUUCAAGAAGCAUAACUUCAACGUUCAGCGGCUCAAGGAGUUGCAGUGCAAAUGCAAAACACCCUUUGAUGCUACUACCUUCAUUAGAAAUCGGACAGGGAUGGAGCUAGAGCUAGAUGAUUCCUUUAACAAGGAUUAACCAACUUUUAACCCCCAUUUUUGUUUCUUAGUUGACCCAUGCCUAGCUCCUUUCUACACGAAUAUAUAUGACAUAAACCAGUGUAGUUUCCUUCUCCUUUUCAAGCUUGGGUAGGGAACACAUUGUGAGUUUCUCUUUUUGUUUGGUUCAUGAUUUUGAGUCGCCCAAAUGCCAGGGUUUUGUACUCAUUGCAGACUGGUGUUGGUGUGCUCUCAAGCUCCAAGAACUGCUACUAUGAUAAGACUUUUUUCGGAUACAAAAAAAGAUAUGAAAGCCAACAUUAACUUGUUUCGUGAUUUUCUUUCAAAGUCCAGCCCGCACGCGCUCAAUCCCAUCUCGCUUCCUUCAGUGCGCAACCCUUCUAUUCCUCUAAUUUUCUUACUAAGCCUGACCAAUGAACCAAUUUCAAUGUU